AGUUCGGUACCGGUGCCACGUACGCUGCGUUGGUGACAAUCAGGGAACCAAAGCUGGGCACCAUGGCGGACUGGACUCGGGCUCAGAGCCCUGGUGCUGUGGAGGAGAUUCUAGACCUGGAGAACAAGCGGAUGACUGAUAGCUUGGCCUCCAAGGUUACCAGGCUCAAAUCGCUGGCCCUGGACAUUGAUAGAGACACAGAAGACCAGAACAGGUACCUGGAUGGCAUGGACUCGGAUUUCACAAGUGUGACCGGCCUGCUCACAGGGAGUGUGAAGCGCUUUUCCACGAUGGCACGGUCUGGGCGAGACAACCGGAAGCUUCUUUGUGGUAUGGCUGUGGGCCUGAUUGUGGCCUUCUUCAUCCUCUCCUACGUCUUAUCAAGGGCAAGGACGUGAAGCAGUGGGAGCCAAGGGCAGCUGGGGUCUUCCUCACCUGGUAUCCUGGGCUCCUGAGGACUUACCUACAAAAUAUUCUUUUGUAAUUUCCAUCAUGGGACAGGCUGUUUCUUCCUAUGUGCUGAAGGCCACAGCUGCCUCUGACCCAAUAAGCUUGUAUCUGUCACAAAGGGACCCUUUUCCUUGGGUAAACCAAGGCCCAGCCCCCAGCUGCAAUCCCUGGUGCUAGAGACACUGACAAAGCCAGGGCAUGUCGUGCCAGAAUGAGCCAGGUCUGAACAGAGCAGCUGUGGGUCCUAAAUGUGUCCACUGUGGCUGGCAGCCCUUUUUCCAGCUCUCAGGGCUGUGAUACCAUAAGGCCCUUCUGUCCUGUCUGUGCCUCGGUGAGAUCGUGAGAAGCCUAGGGCUGAAGCCAGAAGGAAGGAGCUGUGGCUGUGAACCCUAUGUCAGCUGUCUCCAACUGAAGUUUCCUCAGCCUGUAUGUGGCAGUUACUCCUGGCCAAGGCUGCUGAGCAGGGGUGGGCCAAGAGUUUCCAUCAUGAGACCUGUGCCCAACAAUUUCUGAAUGAAGCCAGACCCCUGGGAAGGACAAGGCUUGUAUGCAAGAGUGGACCAAGACCUUGGCUGGACAGUGAGCUUGGAUCCUUCUGGGUCACAGGGGUGUAUGUCCAGGAGCAGAGGAGCAUGCCCUCAGGAUUCAGGUCAGAUCUCCCCAGUGUCAAAGUUAUAUCCAUCCCCAAGAGAGUAAACCCAGAAAUGGUCCAUUCUGGCUUUUCAGAGUCAGGCAAGAGAUCUUCCUGGUGAGGGUCCACCUGGUAGGGUCUACGCUACCUAGUGAGAGUGGCCACACCAUUGGUAGCUGGAACUUUUACCCCACACUACCUCCUGCUCUUCCUCCCACAGCCAAUCUUCCCUUGCUGUGGAGGACUUCUGAGCCACCCUCCUCUACAGAUGCCUUCCCCCUCAAUGCUCUUUCGUUCACACAGACUGAAUUUUUGGGCUAGCAGGUCUAGAAGCUUCUGAGAGCCCAGCAUCUUUGUCUUCACAUCAAAAACAUGUUUAAGGAAUGAAUGGUAAAGUUCUGUGCUUUUCUUUGUCCUUAUGUAUAUAUGUGUCCCUGUUACUCCUUCCCUCCUCUUGGACUAUUGGCUCAUCGUCUAUAUCUAUUUGUGUGGCCACACCAUGAGGCCUGUCUAUCCAGAACUACUACUUCCAAGGUCCAGACUGACACAGAUCAGCCACAGUCUGGACUCUCAGCACCUGUGGUCCCACCUUAAUCCAACCUCCAGCGCUGAGACCCUUCUCUUCUUUCAGCAGCCUACUUUUCUCCACACAUAUUCACCAUCAUACCCCUUUUCUUAUGUCCUGGCCCUUCUGUUAGGUCUGGGAGAGCCCUUAAGUCUUGUGGAGAAGGCUCUGUGGCUUUGCUGUUUCUAUGACACCCUUCCAGCUGGACUGGUCUAGCUUGUGCCAUUUCCUUUGAUGACCCCCUGUACACCCUGCCACCCUUGUUCCCGGUGUCCUGUGCACCAGGGCUUAUCCUGCUUGUUACAAGCAUGAUAGCAGCUGCCUGCAUCAUUUCCCCAUCUGGUCCCUGCAGGCACUGUGGUGGGCACAUAAUGCAUCAGCUCUGCCUUCUGUCUUCCUGGACAACAUGCUGCUGACUUCUCUACUUGAGAACACAGCUGAGCUGUGAAACCCAAACCAGAUAUCUGGAUGCUCUUGCCAUGGCCGGUGCCUGCUCACCCUAUGGGGUCAAGUUAGGAGUUUAGGCCUGCAUUUUGGAGGGAUUUCCCCUGGCAUAGUGCUUUCGCCAUCUUUCCAAGACCCUUUGAGGCUAUGUUCUCUCCUGGGGUCUCCAUCUCUGCCCCCCACCUACCCAUCUCCAUGGCAGUCCUCCAGCUAUUUUGGGCUCUGGGUUAUAGCUGUUUUCCAGUUUACUUUUUGUUCCUUGUUCUUGCUUGUAUGAAUCUUGUGUUGUAUGAAUUCCAGGAAGGAGAUAGCAACCCCAUGGCUACUGGGUCAGACCAGUUUCCUGAAGGGCCAUAAGCAUGGUCCUCUAACCUGGCCCUGUGCACCAGGCACCUAACCCUGUGGAUAAGUGGGGUUCCAACUUGGUCCCUGACACCAGCAAACCAAAAAAAGACCUCUGGGACCCAGUGUGUGAUGCCAUGGGAUGAGCUGCCAGGCUGUAUCCCACAGUUCAAGGACAUGUUGGCAAUAAAAACUUGGAAUAAACAGCUUCUGAAGAAGAAAUCGGUGUACUCUUUGUCUUUAUUUCCUAGGGGUUUGAGGGAGUUUUCUGGAGUUGGCCCUGGUCCAUGGGCUGGCUGUGGGUACUGGAAUAGAUCCUCUCCAUCUUCUGGGGAUCCCUUGUCACCACUCAUCCAUCCCCUCAUCAGAGCUGUCCCCAGGUUGGACAGCCACAGACCCACUAAUUCCUGCUGUGUGGCCUUUCU
Messenger RNA from Castor canadensis (American beaver), 2857 nucleotides. It is a transcript of the gene Bet1l, whose product is annotated as Bet1 golgi vesicular membrane trafficking protein like. Lineage: Eukaryota; Metazoa; Chordata; Mammalia; Rodentia; Castoridae. The record is from RefSeq and is a predicted model, not a curated record.